AAAAAAUCUAGGAGAAGGAGGUGCUCUGAUAGAUGUGGAGCGCUAGCUUUAACAGUAACGACUCUAAGCUUCACACACUUCAUUCCUCUCGUUCUCUCAGUUGAUGAGUGUGAGAACCCAUAAAGUUGAGCCUGUAAAAGGGCAAGCAUUACUUACAAGUAGUAAGACCAAACAAGAUGUUAAACCUUCCUUGGUUUCUCCACCAUCAUCGAUCAAUAUCAUGGAGUCUAGAUCUCCUUUCAUUAGCCCAAAACCAUCAAGACGUGUUGCUUCGUCGUCUGAAGAUAUACAAAAUGCUCACAGAGAAACAACAAACAUCUCAAGUUCGAGCUGCGGUACAAGCAAAUGGACAGGACAUUUCAUUUUUAUGCACGAGCUUCGAAGGAAGAUUAUCACAUUUAGGGGCAUCAUUGAACUUCCUCCUCUCACCGGUUAUCUUUCCAUAACCAAUAUGGUGAUGCGUACCAUGAAAGAUCUCCACAAGCUUUUUCCUGAGAUCGUCGAGACCUCGUGUCUCUUGGAUAUAGGACGUGAUACGGAUAAGUUGCUUGACCAAUUUUACAACAUUUUGAAAUCAUUUGGAGAUUCAUGGAUCGAUGACCACAAAUGGAUCAUCAAUUCCAAGUACAUAAACAAUAGCAGUCCUAGGAAGAAUCUGCCCGAUGGACUUGGUGAGGAGUGUAGUAGAGAAGUAACUUCUUCGCUAAGGCGUCGGCUAACACAUUGCCGGAUCGAAAAAUUGGGAAAAGUUUUAGCUGCAUUAGAUGGACUCAUUACUGGGAGGAACGAGAUGCUCAACAUGACUGAGAUCAACAAUGAGGACAAGAAGCCAAAGUUUACUACUCCUCCUCAGAGUAAGCGAGCCUUAUUACCAUCAAAACCAGUCAUGAAGCAACACAUCACACCAAGAACGGUGCUGCAUCCACCGAGAGACAUUGAAAUAUCUGUUUCAAAUCUUCCAAGACAUGUGAGAAUGCAGGCGCUUGUAAUACUGAGUCCUAUCAAUGUGAAGCGACUCACUAUCCAACAAACUGUGUGUAAGAAAGAAGCUCAGAAAAAUGAUGGUGAUGAUGAGAGUGAGAAGCAGAAGAGAGAAACAGAGAGGGUUCAGAAAGCAAAAGAAGCAAUUCCUAAGGAUAAAGAUAGUUUUAAGAGUCAGACUGAUGAUGAUAAAAGCUACUCAAAAUGUUCAGAAAAAUCUGAAAGGGUUCUGGAACCUUUGGCCCCAACUCCUCCACAUCCAGAGAGUGCUGCACUACCGUUGCCACAGCCACUUCCAAUGACUGCUGCAUUACCAACUCCAAGUCCACUUCCAGUGAUUGCUGCCAAAGGACCAGCUCUGCUGCCUCCACCUCCAGGGGUUUCAGCACUACUGCCACCACAGCCACUUCCAAUGGCUCCAGGAAAAAGACCAGGGGCUCCUCCACCACCGCCGCCACUUCGCUUGGGAGCCAAGAAAGCAACUGGUAAACUGAAGAGAUCAACCAAAUUAGGGGAACUCUACAGAUUCCUCAAGGCGAAAAUUGAAGGGAAGGAUCCAAAACCAAGAUCACGUGGAGUGAGAGGAGGAAGCAAAGGCGUUGGUGGAAAGCAAGGAAUGGCUGAUGCUCUUGCUGAGAUAACAAAGAAGUCACCUUACUUUCAGCAAAUAGAAGCAGAUGUGCAAAUAUAUAUGAAAGCAAUCAAUGAGCUUAAAACAGAGAUCUCCAGCUUCCAGGGUAAGGACAUGACUGAGCUUCAGAGAUUCCACUUGUAUAUAGAAUCAGUGCUUGAGAAACUAACAGAUGAAACAAAGGUUCUAGCGAGAUGUGAAGGGUUCCCGGAGGAUAAACUUGAUGCUAUAAGAACGGCUUCAGCAUUGCACUCAAAGCUGCAGGAUAUGAUGAAAGAGCUCAAUAACUGGAAGAUCGAGUCUCCUGCAAACCUACUCUUUGACAAGACUGAACGUUACUUUGCAAAGGCAAGUCAUCUUACUAUAGCGUGUUCCCCUUAUUUGAUCAGAGGAGAGAUUGAAACUCUAGACCAGAUCAAAAUAGAAGAGGAAAAGAAGUUCAAGAGACAUAACAUCCCUUUCGACUUCAGUAUCCUUACUCGGAUCAAGGAAACAAUGGUUAACAUCUCAUCAGGUUGCAUUGAACUUGCGUUAAAGGAAAAAAGAGAAGCAAAUAUUACAUCACAUAGUUCAGAAUCACGCAAGGCAAAGCCGAGCAUGAUCAAGAAUAAGACUGUAGGAUUUGCUAAAACGUUGUGGAGAGCAUUUCAUUUUGCAUACAGAGUUUACAUAUUUGCUGGUGGACAUGAUGACCGAGCUGAUAAGCUUACCAGAGAGUUGGGUAGUGAAAUUGAAUUAGUCCUCAAAAACCGAUGA
Messenger RNA from Raphanus sativus (radish), 2368 nucleotides. RefSeq lists its product as uncharacterized. Bases 104 to 2368 code for a protein of 754 amino acids. The record is from RefSeq and is a predicted model, not a curated record. Gene Ontology annotation, cellular component: chloroplast outer membrane. NCBI's taxonomy places the organism in Eukaryota, Viridiplantae, Streptophyta, Magnoliopsida, Brassicales, Brassicaceae. The transcript has 10 exons. Gene Ontology annotation, biological process: chloroplast organization.